Diversispora eburnea is the source of this 792-nucleotide messenger RNA. The record is from the annotation of a GenBank genome assembly. Lineage: Eukaryota; Fungi; Glomeromycota; Glomeromycetes; Diversisporales; Diversisporaceae.
AUGUCUCAAAAAAUAGAAAAAAUAAAGUAUUGUCCAGCAGGACAUUCUUCCGAAGAUUUUGCUUAUUCAGAUUGUCCAAAUUUCAUUUUUUCCGAUGGAAAAUGUGCUUUGUGCACCAAAGAAUAUUUUAUCCAAGAAUUUAAAACUUGGUCUAAAUUAGAAAAUGGAAUAAAAUGGAACUGGAAUUUUAUCAAACAAGAUUGGGAAUAUGAUUUAAUUGGCUACGAUGUAGCUUUAAAAGAAAUAAAAGAUUCUAGAUAUGAUAUAGUUGAAUUUCUUAAAGUGAUAAUGAUUGUUCAAAACUAUGUAUUUGCUAAAUAUUAUGGAAUUUCAAAAAAUCCUUCAACACAAAACUAUAUUAUUGUUAUGGAGUUAUAUGAUGAUGACUUAAAUAAAUUUUUAACCAAAAAAUUUUGGGAUUUAAAGUGGCUAUCUAAAAUAGACAUGUUAUCAUCAAUAUCAGAGGGUCUUGGAGCCUUACACCAAAAUAAUUUAGUUUAUUGUGGCCUUCAUAGUGGAAUGGAUAAUAAUGUUACGCGCCAACUUAAAAUUGCUGAUGAAAAUCAAAAAAAUACAUCAAAAUCUCAAAAACAAGAAUUAUUUGAAUUAUUUUCACAUUCAAAUAAGUUACAUCCUCAAUCAUGUUAUAUUAGCCGAAAUAUUUAUACUCUUCAUGGAUUGCAUGAUUUGUUGGAAGAAAUAAAAUCUGGAAAAUCUUCAGAUCCUAAUAUACUAACGUCCAAUGAAUCGACCACCUUAAAUGCUAAUGCUUAUGAUAUGAUAUAUCAAUAA